This is a messenger RNA of Fopius arisanus, 2351 nucleotides long. It is a transcript of the gene Non1, whose product is annotated as nucleolar GTP-binding protein 1. The record is from RefSeq and is a predicted model, not a curated record. NCBI's taxonomy places the organism in Eukaryota, Metazoa, Arthropoda, Insecta, Hymenoptera, Braconidae. Gene Ontology annotation, biological process: ribosomal large subunit biogenesis. Gene Ontology annotation, cellular component: nucleolus. Gene Ontology annotation, molecular function: GTPase activity; RNA binding; GTP binding. The transcript is spliced from 5 exons. Bases 124 to 2049 code for a protein of 641 amino acids.
AUAUUUUUCUUUUCGAUCCACGCUGCAGAUGUUAUGCACGUGGUGAUAGUCAGUUUCUCUGUGAAGUGUUCAAUAUCAUGAAAAUACAUUUAUAAACAAGUGUCUGUCGUGCAGGGAAUAAAAAUGUCACUAUAUAACUUCAAAAAGAUCGCUGUGGUCCCCACAUCCAAGGAUUUCAUCGAUAUCAUAUUAUCGAAAACGCAGAGGAAGACCCCCACAGUGAUCCAUAAGAACUAUAAAAUCUCGAGGAUUCGUGCAUUUUAUACGAGAAAAGUGAAAUUUUCUCAACAAAGUUUCCAUGAUCGUCUGUCCCAAAUAAUUCAGGAAUUUCCUAAGCUCGACGAUGUCCAUCCAUUUUACGCUGAUCUUAUGAAUGUUCUGUACGAUAAAGACCACUAUAAAUUAGCUCUGGGGCAAAUCAACCAUGCUAGACAUCUGAUUGACAAUGUUGCAAAGGAUUAUGUUCGAUUACUCAAAUACGGCGACUCUUUGUACCGCUGCAAACAGUUGAAAAAGGCAGCUCUCGGUCGCAUGGCCACGAUAAUGAAACGACAAGCUGCCAAUCUGGCGUACCUGGAACAAGUUCGUCAACACUUGGCGCGUUUACCCAGUAUCGAUCCCUAUACCAGAACAAUAAUCAUUUGUGGAUUUCCUAAUGUUGGAAAGAGUAGUUUCAUCAAUAAAAUCACGAGGGCUGAUGUGGAAGUCCAGCCCUACGCCUUCACCACAAAAUCUCUGUACGUAGGGCACACAGAUUACAAAUACCUCCGUUGGCAAGUCAUUGACACUCCUGGAAUUCUAGAUCACGCCUUAGAAGAUCGAAAUGUCAUUGAGAUGCAAGCAGUAACAGCCCUUGCCCACUUAAGAGCAGCAGUUCUGUACGUCUGUGAUGUGUCAGAGCAGUGUGGACACAACAUCGAGGCCCAAGUCCAACUCUUCGAGUCCAUAAAACCAUUAUUCACCAAUAAGCCGCUCAUUGUCGUUGCCAACAAAACUGAUGUUCUUCGCCUGGACGAGUUGCCUCCAGAAAAACUGACUGCUCUGAAGAGCCUCGAAGAUGGAGGAAAAACUCCACUAAUCGAGAUGAGCACUGUUACGGACUUUGGAGUGAUGGAAGUUAAGCGCGAGGCGUGUGAACGUUUGCUCUCCUUCAGGGUAGACCAAAAGAUUAAGACCAAGAAAGUCGAUGGAUUACUUAAUCGCCUGCAUGUUGCUGUACCUGCACCCAGGGAUCAUAAAGAACGACCUCCGUGCAUACCUCAGACUGUGCUCCUCAAGAAAAAGGCUGACGCAGAGAAGCUCGAGAGGAAAAGGAAAUUGGAGAGGGAAAUUGAGGAAGAAAUGGGAGAUGAUUAUGUCUUGGAUCUGAAAAAGAAUUAUGACAUUGAGGGAGAUCAGAAAUUUGAUAUUAUUCCUGAAAUGUGGGAGGGACAUAAUAUUGCUGAUUACAUUGAUUUGGAUAUAUUUGAGAAACUCAAUGAACUUGAGAAAGAGGAGGAAAUGCGAAACGAAGCUGGAUACUACGACUAUAAGGUUCCCUUAUUAUCAGAUACAAUGAAGCAAAUUCAAGAAUUAGCUAAACAAAUUCGCGAAAAGAGAGCAAUUGAUGCUGACGAGGCUAGAGUUAAUAAGGCAUCUACUAAGCCUGUUAUGCCACGUACUGCUGCUGCCAAGACACGAAGUAGAUCUGUCACGAGAUUGAGGGAGCAGAUGGAGGAGCUGGGAGUUGACAUGGAUAACACUGAGAAUGCACAUUUCACAAAAACCAGAGGUCGCUCAAGAUCUGCCUCAGGACCGGCUAGGAAACGCCAAAGGAUUGAAUCACUCUCCACAACAAGGGCAAGAAGUAGUUCAAGGCCAGCUAGAGAUGAUAUGGGCGUUAAGGAUGUUGUCAUGAAGACAAAGCUGAAGAAUAUUGCUCACAAGGCAAUCAAAAAGAAGGUGGCGAAGAAGGGUCUCAAGGGUGAGGCUGAUCGUUUCAUCGGUACUAAAAUGCCUCGACACUUGUUCGCGGGAAAAAGAGGUGUUGGAAAAAGCGACAGGCGAUAAUUCAAAUCACUCAACGUUUUCGUAAAAAAUUCCGCAAAUGUUGUUUUAAAGGCCUGUUUCGCAGUGAAUUGCUACUCAUUUUCUAUCUCUUUAAAAGCCACUGACUUAAAUGACGUCAACAUAUGAUAAGGCACUCUAUCUGCCUAACUGGCCAUUGGCUGCAUCCUACACCCUCAUCAGCUUGAAGAAACAACAUUUGUAAAGAUAAAACUAAAAAGUUCUAUCAUCACUUAACAUGUCGACAAUGUAAAAACGAAAAUUUAAUAAAAAUUGGGGAUUCCCUAUGAGGUUUAUAACAAAAA